AAAUUAAAUAUGUGGAUAUUUGGAAGAAAAGGUGCAUCUGGUUUCUCAGCUUGUUCAACAGCUGAGGAAGUUACUCAAGGAAUUGAUGGAGCUGGCCUUACUGCCAUUGUUACAGGAGCAACAAGUGGCAUUGGCAUAGAGACGACACGUGUCCUCGCCUUGCAUGGCGUGCAUGUAAUUAUGGCAAUUCGUAAUAUUGAAAAUGGAAAAAAAAUUAAAGAAAACAUAAUUAAAUCAAUUCCAAAUGCAAAAAUUGAUUUUAUGGAAUUAAACCUUAGUUCUAUGGAAUCCAUAAGAAAAUUUGCCAAAGAAUAUAAUUCUGCUGGUCAUCCUUUGAAUAUUUUGAUUAACAAUGCAGGAAUUAUGAUUCCACCAUUCAUACUUUCUCAAGACAAGAUAGAAAUGCAGUUUGCGGUUAAUCAUUUAGGUCAUUUUCUUUUGACAAAUCUUUUAUUGGAAAACAUGAAAAAUACAGCUAAAAAAAGCAAAAAAGAAGGAAGGAUAGUGAAUGUUGCAUCAGCAGCACAUGAUUUUGCAUAUUCUCAAGGAAUUCUUUUUGACAAAAUUAAUGACAAAGAGAGCUAUAAUAAGCUACAUGCUUAUGGACAAUCAAAGCUAGCUAAUAUACUGCAUUCAAAUGAACUCGCAAAGCGCUUAAAGGAAGAAGGGGUAAAUAUUACUGCUAAUUCUAUUCAUCCUGGCCCAAUUGCCACCAAUAUUAUGCGUUACAACACUAUCAUUCAUGGAAUAAUUAACUGGAUUGGUAAAUAUGUGCUCAAGAAUAUUGAACAGGGAGCAUCAACUACAUGUUAUGUGGCAUUACAUCCAAAGGUGAAAGGGGUAAGUGGUGAGUACUUUUCAGACAACAACAUAGCAACAAACACAACAACUUCUUUGGCUAAGGAUUCAGAAUUAGCAAAGAAACUAUGGGAAUUUAGCUUGGAUUUGACCAAUCCCAAGUGAUUACAUGGUUGACACUGGAAUCGUCAAAUGGGCGAGUUGGGUUGAAUCUGAACGAAUCAGGAGGCGAUGAGAGUUAAUAAAUGGAUGGGUUAAAUUUGGAUGAAUCAGGCGAGUCAUGUUUUCAUGAUUGUAUUUUGUUAGUUGGGCUAAGUCAGUCCAAAUAUACUUUUACAUAGCGUAGUAUUAUCUACUUUGGAUCUCGAUACUUGUGCUCGUGUAAGGUAACUGAAGCCGAUUGUGGUUGGUUAAUCCGAUCAAUUCAGCUCAUCGAUGGUCGGCAAGUAUGAUGGUCCUGCAUGUAUUUCGUGUGUAUCUCACCGGUGGAUUUAAAAAACCUCACGGAUUGACUUGGGUUACAAGUGUGGUUCUGGCUGUAUUAACCACAUCUUUUGACGUAACUGGUUAUUCCUUACCUCCUGACCAAAUUGGUUAUUGGGCAGUGAAAAUAGUAAGAGGUGUCCCUUAUGCUAUUUCUGUAAUAGGAUCAACUUUGGUCGAAUUAUUGCACGGAAGCACUACACAAGUACCUCAUGGAAUUAGUUAAGAUGUGUAUAAACUGACUCAAACUUGAACAAAUGUUCUCGAUACUUGUGCUGGUGGGAGGUAAUAGGUAACUCGAGGUAUGCACAAACUGACUCGAACACCACGAUUAUCAGGA
Capsicum annuum is the source of this 1621-nucleotide messenger RNA. Its product is annotated as short-chain dehydrogenase TIC 32, chloroplastic. The coding region runs from base 10 to 963 and encodes 317 amino acids. The transcript is spliced from 8 exons. The record is from RefSeq and is a predicted model, not a curated record. Lineage: Eukaryota; Viridiplantae; Streptophyta; Magnoliopsida; Solanales; Solanaceae.